Prorocentrum cordatum is the source of this 573-nucleotide messenger RNA. The record is from the annotation of a GenBank genome assembly. NCBI's taxonomy places the organism in Eukaryota, Dinophyceae, Prorocentrales, Prorocentraceae.
AUGGCGGGUGGCUUCUUGAAGAAGGACCAACUUGAUGCCGGCGGGGCGUGGUCGGUGUGGCCGCGCAGGGGCGGCAAGACUUUCAAGGGGUUCCUCGGCUACGGCUACAGCCGGGCCUUCGCGGAGGGCGGCAGGGUCGCGCAGGACAUCGACCCCGCGGACUGGGACCUCGUGCCCUUCCCGGUAGCGCGCACCGGCCCGUCCGGCGGCGGCGACAGCUUCUACACGGACGGCGACCGCGCCCACCGCGGCGACUACAGCAACCUGGUCGGCAAGACUUUCCGCUUCACCAUCAGCGGGCUCGGCGGCCUCGACUGCGGCUGCAACGCGAACUUCUACGCCGUGCGGGUGGGCGCCGGCUGCGACGGCUCCGGAAACAACGGCGGCCUCUGCGAGGAUGAAUCGACUUCUUCGAGGGCAACAAGUUUGCCUGGCACUCCACGCUGCACACCCUCGCCGACAGCGGGGAGACGGACGCGAACGGCCUGUGCACCGGCUACGGCGGUACGCUCCCCACGAAGCCGAACUUCCCCUCCUUCGACGGGGAGGAGUACGGGCCCGCGGGCACCAUGA